AUGUGUUAUUGCAGACAGGAUACUGAGGAAGAUACCAUCAAGUGCUGUAAUCCAGACUGUGCCAUUCUUCAAUUUCACUUGUCAUGCUUGGGUAUUGAUGCUAUCCCCAAGACCUGGUACUGCCCUAAAUGUAGGACUUUACCAGGAUUCAAGCGAGGAGGAUCGAAGCACAAGUCAACUAGCAUAAUAAGUGAAGGUCUGAAGAUGAACUCAAUUUGUACUUAUAAAACUGUAGCCAACAAAAACGACAAGCUGGUAAAGUGCACUAACGUGGACUGCCCUAAUGGGAUGUUUUUCCAUUUGCCAUGUCUGGGAAGGAAGAGAAUGCCAAAUAACAAUAAAGUUUGGUUUUGUCCAGCUUGUAUGAUGAGUAAUGCACAAAAGCCAACUGAGGGUACAGCCCCUAAGCCAGCAGCCAUGCAUGUCACCACAAACACCAGGCCAACUGUCACAUAUGUCUCAACAAACAGCAAGCCAACUGUCACACAUGUCUCAACAAACACCAAGCCAAUGGUCACGUAUGUCUCAACAAACACCAAGCCAACUGUCACACAUGUCUCAACAAACACCAAGCCAAUGGUCACGUAUGUCUUAACAAACACCAAGCCAACUGUCACACAUGUCUCUACAAACACCAAGCCAAUGGUCACGUAUGUCUCAACAAACACCAAGCCUACUGUCACACAUGUCUCAACAAACACCAGGCCAAUGGUCAUGCAUUUCACAACCAACAACAAGCCAACAGCCAUGCAAGUGUCACCAAACACCACGCCAACAGCCACGCCAGUGUCAACAAACAUCAAGUCAACAGCCACGCAUGUCUCAGCAAACACCAAGCCAGCAGUCACACACGCCACAACAAAAGCAGAACCAACAGAAAGUUCUGGCAGUGAAGAAGUAACAAUUGUGAAAACUGUCUUAAAGAAGAUGCCUCCUCGUGACAAGUAUGGGCCAGAGGGAAAACUUGGCAAGUAUGAAUAUGACUUAAUCUCCUCCCCAAAUGGAUGGUUAGACUGUGUCAUUAUACAUGAAGCCCACAUACUACUGAAGAAAAUCAGUACAAGCAUACAAGGAUUUCAGAGGCCUACUCUUGGUCCAGUCCAUCAAUUUGACAUAAUGACAAGACCAUUUAUUCAAAUAGUCAACAUCAAUAAUAAUCACUGGGAAUGUUUUUCUAGCAUAAAUAGUCCUCCAGGUUAUGUGGAUGUCUAUGAUAGCUUAUCAACCCCCCUGGCACAAGAGUUAUUGCAACUGGCUUCAGACCUGACCGGACCAGCCUUUAAGGGAGUUCGCUUUAUUCCUGUGCAACAACAGAAAAAUGCUUCUGACUGUGGUGUGUUUUCAACAGCUUAUGACACAAGUUUAGUUUAUGGCCUGAAUCCAAUGAAUGUAACUUAUAACAUUAGCCAGAUGCGUCCACAUUUAUUACACUGUCUAAUGGGAGGAGUUAUAACUCCUUUUCCUACAUCUUGA
Messenger RNA from Porites lobata, 1473 nucleotides. The record is from the annotation of a GenBank genome assembly. NCBI's taxonomy places the organism in Eukaryota, Metazoa, Cnidaria, Anthozoa, Scleractinia, Poritidae.